This is a messenger RNA of Drosophila grimshawi, 935 nucleotides long. RefSeq names its product RNA-binding protein pno1. Gene Ontology annotation, molecular function: RNA binding. The record is from RefSeq and is a predicted model, not a curated record. The transcript has a single exon. Lineage: Eukaryota; Metazoa; Arthropoda; Insecta; Diptera; Drosophilidae. Gene Ontology annotation, cellular component: nucleolus. Bases 115 to 837 code for a protein of 240 amino acids.
CGAAUGCAUCGCUGAGUGGCGAGCGCACCGCACGUGGAGAAAUAUUGCCCAAAAUAAAGCACUAGCGGAAAAAUAAAAUACAGCGCAUAAUACCAUAGAAUUAGCUAACAAAAAAUGGACAUGGAAAACAUACAAGUGGACGCAUUUGUGCCGGCGAAAAAGGCGCAAAAGCGCAGCGCCGUUGUCGACGCGCAGGACUCCAACGAAAUGCAGGUGGAUGCGGCGACAGGAAUCGAGGGAAUUCAACGUGCCAGCAGCGGACAAGCGGCGCCGCCACGAGCCAAACGGAUACGCAGCGAGUUGCGCAAGGUGUCUGUGCCACCUCACCGUUACUCAUCGCUCAAGGAUCAAUGGAUGAAGAUCUUCACGCCUGUCGUGGAGCAUAUGAAGCUGCAGAUCCGUUUCAACAUGAAAGCACGCCAGGUCGAGUUGCGCAUCGGGCCGGAGACGCCGGAUAUUUCAAAUCUGCAGCGGGGCGCCGAUUUUGUGAAGGCAUUCCUUUGCGGCUUCGAAGUGGAUGAUGCACUGGCACUGCUGCGUCUCGAGGAUCUAUUCAUCGAGACGUUCGAAAUCAAGGAUGUGAAGACGCUGCGCGGCGAUCAUCAGUCGCGUGCGAUUGGACGACUCGCCGGCAAAGGUGGUCGCACCAAGUUCACAAUCGAGAACGUAACAAAGACGCGCAUUGUGCUCGCCGACAGCAAGAUUCACAUCCUGGGCAGCUAUCAGAAUAUCCAGCUUGCCCGUCGCGCCAUCUGCAACCUGAUCCUUGGCUCGCCACCCAGCAAAGUCUAUGGCAAUUUGCGGUCCGUUGCGACGCGCCUCUCGGAGCGCAUGUAACGGACUGUGAUCGCCUUGGGCGGGCUCUUAACUUAAGAUAUAUUUUUUUCGCUUCGAUGUAAUGAAUAAUUAUAAAUAAAUAUAUGUAAAUUUAACAA